This is a messenger RNA of Meyerozyma guilliermondii ATCC 6260, 486 nucleotides long. RefSeq lists its product as uncharacterized. NCBI's taxonomy places the organism in Eukaryota, Fungi, Ascomycota, Pichiomycetes, Serinales, Debaryomycetaceae. The transcript has a single exon. The record is from RefSeq and is a predicted model, not a curated record. Bases 1 to 486 code for a protein of 161 amino acids.
AUGUCCAGAAUGCCCUGCGACGAAGGUCCAAUGUCAAUGGAUCGAAAUUUUGGGCUGGAUUUGGCUGAGCAAAGAGGCUCAUCUCGGUUGCAAGAGUCAUUGCAGAACCCGAGAGCUGCCAUAAAUUGCCCGCUUUGGGAACUAGUAAUGUGUAUUGCAAAAGGAGCAAUACGUUCUGUAGCUUUUUCAACCCUUCAGCAUCGCCAAUGGCACGACUCAGCGUCCUGCUGGCAGCUUUCCAGAAAGCUCUGGAAACAUGGCCGAGUUCAGAUGUGGUCAAACGAGGCCGACUUAAGGACGCCAAAGCAAUUGCAAAGACCAUAUUCAAUUGAAAAAACUCUAGAACUGUCGCCUGUUUGGGCUGUUUUUGACAUCUUUUUACCAAGUCAUAAAACUCAUAUUCGUGCAACACGGGAUAUGCACUAUUCAUCCAAACGAAAUAUCUUUUCGAUAAUCGUAGCAACAUGGAAGUCUUGUAGGCUGUGA